AUGUCCGACGGCAAGACAUUCACGCUGAGCAAUGGCGUCACCAUCCCCGCCGUCGGCUUCGGCACCUUUGCCAACGAAGGAGCAAAGGGAGAGACCUACAAGGCCGUCGCCCACGCCCUGCGCGUUGGCUACCGUCAUCUAGACUGUGCAUGGUACUACCUCAAUGAAGAAGAAGUGGGCGAUGCUCUGCACGACUUCCUCAAGGAGAACCCCUCCGUCAAGCGCGAAGACAUCUUCAUCACCACCAAGGUGUGGAACCACCUGCACCGCUUCGAGGAUGUCCUCUGGUCGCUCGAGAACUCGUUGCAGAAGUUCAAAACCACUUACGUCGAUUUGUUCCUCAUCCACUGGCCCAUUGCCGCCGAGAAGGAGACCCAAGAGAAGCCAAAGAUUGGCCCAGAUGGAAAGUACGUCAUCCUCAAAGACUUAACCGAGAACCCCGAGCCAACAUGGCGCGCAAUGGAGAAACUUUACGAAGACAAGAAAGUGCGUGCUAUCGGAGUCUCCAACUGGACCAUCAAGGGCCUCGAGCAGCUCCAAACCUUCGCCAAAGUGAAGCCGCACGUCAACCAGAUUGAGAUCCACCCCUUCCUCCCCAACAACGCGCUGGUUGACUACCUGCUCAAGCACGACAUUCUGCCGCAGGCCUACUCCCCACUGGGAUCGCAGAACCAGGUGCCUACGACGGGCGAGAAAGUGAGUGAGAACAAGACGCUCAAUGCCAUUGCCGAGCGCCGUGGAUACACCCUAGCACAGGUCCUGAUUGCCUGGGGUAUUCGACGCGGCUAUGUUGUGCUCCCCAAGAGCUCUACGCCGUCGCGCAUCGAGUCUAAUUUCAAGUCUGUCAAGCUGACAGACGAGGAUUUCGCGGAUGUUAACGCCGUUGCCGAUGAUCGUCAUUUCCGCUUCGUGAAUAUGAAGGAUACUUUUGGUUAUGAUGUUUGGCCUGAGGAGGCCAAGACUGCUAUUUCCACAUAA
Molecule: messenger RNA, 978 nt
Organism: Talaromyces atroroseus
Lineage: Eukaryota; Fungi; Ascomycota; Eurotiomycetes; Eurotiales; Trichocomaceae
Product: Glycerol 2-dehydrogenase (NADP(+))
Exons: 2
Coding region: 1-978 (325 amino acids)
Cellular component (GO): cytosol
Molecular function (GO): aldose reductase (NADPH) activity
Source: RefSeq, a predicted model, not a curated record